Molecule: messenger RNA, 1707 nt
Organism: Peronospora belbahrii
Lineage: Eukaryota; Oomycota; Peronosporomycetes; Peronosporales; Peronosporaceae
Source: the annotation of a GenBank genome assembly
AUGAACUCUCCUAAUGGAGUCGUCGUCUCUCGUGCCCUACGUGGCGGUUCCUACCGCUUCUUGCAGCGUUUAAUAACCUUUGCCGCUAAUUCCUUUGUACUACGUAAGUUACAUCUUCAUGUGACUGGUACGGUAACGAUUCAAUUGGAAUUAGUAUUGGCUUCCAUCUUCCUACUCCGCGAUGGAUUUCGGUUGGCAUUUUUACGAAUGCCAUCGCUUGACUUUAAAGGCCCAAGCAAUGAAAAACAUAUUUAUCUACAACAAUUAGUAAAUGUUGCAUGGUUAUCAACUGUCGUUAGUUGGAUGGUGGCAAGUCUUUUAUUUCUCUAUAUAAUGGUUUCAGACACUUUGAAAGAUGACGAAACAAUGACAGGAUAUGUGACCGUAUUGAGCAUGUAUUGUUGUGCUGCAAUGAUUGAAGCAUUAGCAGAACCAAUGUACGUAUUAGCGCAUGCUAGUGUGCUAGUGAGUUGGCAAGUGGCGGCUCAAAGUGCUGCGUUUCUGGUCCGAGCAGUGGUUCAGUACAUGGGUGUCGUAAUGUUGGAGUUAAACUUGAUAGCGUACGGGAUUGCCGAGUUGUCGUACGCGGUGACGUUGCUCGUGAUGUUUAUGGUUUUAUACUGGCGACGAAUUUAUGUACUUUCAAGUGAAAAAGACAAGUUUGCGUUGACGACGAUGACUCAGCUACUACCUGGGAAGCCGGACGGAAAUAUAGAUUGGUAUCAUGCAGAGUUAAUGGCAUUGAUGGUACCACUGACUGUACAAAGUGGAGUCAAGUAUUUGCUGGCAGAAGGAGAUAAGUGGGUGCUGACUGGAUUUGCAUCGCUGCAGGCAAUGGGGGUGUAUGGCCUGGUGUCAAAUUUAGGAUCGCUCGUACCGCGAAUUGUUUUCUUGCCUAUUGAAGAAGCUACCAAAACUGUUUUUAGUAAGCUUGCACUAGCGCAGAAACAGAAGAGCGAUCAAAAAAAUGACAAGGAGAUUAACAAUAAAAGCCGAGCCGAUGGACAGACACUGCUACUGGUGCUGCUUAAGCUUAUGAAUUUGGUGGGACUGUUGUUCGUAUGCUUUGGAACCAGCUACGCAUACACAUUAGCAAUGCUGUUAUACGGAGCUGAGAAGGCUCGUCAGGGUGUGGGUGCUGCAUUAGCUGUGUACUGCGCUUACAUUCCAUUCUUGGGGGUGAAUGGGAUUUGUGAAGCUGUGGUGCAUGCUAUUGGAAACGAUUACGAGCUUAUGCAACUGAACAAGUUGCUCGGUGUAUUUUUUGCCAUAUACGCGCUUAGUGCGCUUGUAUUCAUGCAGGUACUCGACUGGGGCACUUUUGGUCUCAUCCUGGCGAAUUGUGUCAAUAUGGGCUGCCGAAUCCUCUACUGUUUGGCAUUCUUGGCUUCCUACUUUCGUCAAGUAGCUUGUAAGCGCCAAACGAGCAAUGAUUUUAUCAAUGGCUUAUCGUUUUGGUGCCAAUCUCUACCAGAUCGACUUGUGGUGACUGCAUUUGUAAUCUCGUUGGCAGUGACUUUGACAUCUCAGCAUGUAUUGCUCAAUUCCGAGACGGAUAGUUCAUUGAUGUUUCGACAUAUGGUGCAUGUUGCGGUGGGAGCACUUUGCUUUGCUGGAGUAGUGCUCAUACUCUACGUAAAGGAGUGGUACCUUUUACGUGCUCAAUUGACAGCCCUUUGGGGUCAAGGCAAGUCUCAUGAUGAUUAA